CACACACAUAGAGGUAGUUGCCAGCUGGUUGUAGGAGCUCGCAGCUUUUAUUUCUCCCCUCGUUUCACGGUCCACAGCAAACACACACACACACACACACACACAAGCACGCGCGCUCUGAACACGAGAGUCAUCAGUGAGCUGCAGAAGAGUUUGCGACUCGUUCCUCGCGCUCCUUCAUCAUCAUCAUCAUCAUCAUCUCUCCUCAUCCACAGCUUUAAUCGCGGAGACAUACAGCGCGCGCGUACAGCAGGCUCGGACCUCCUCCACGGCUGCUCCCGGUUCAGCAUGGAUACACACCCGGAGGAGAGGAAAGCAUCUCCGGAGCACGGCUCUGUCCCCGCGCGCCGCUCGCCCUCUCUCUCCGCCGCCGCCGCCGCCGCCGUGGGUCUCGCGCUGUUGCUCAGUGCUCUGGCCACGUGCUGUUUCACGGUGAUUAAAACGCGCGAGAUGGAGAGCAGAGUGCUCGCGCUGGAGCGGGUGAGCGGCGGCCCGGUGCCCGAGGAGCUGCGAGACUCCGUCCGAAGUCUGGUGCGAGAAACGCUGAGCGAGCUGAUGCCCAGAGUACGCACGGCGAGAGACGUGAAUCACGAGUGCGUCUGUCCUCCAGGUCCUCCAGGAAAGCGUGGCAGGAUGGGAAGACGAGGAGAUCCUGGACCUCCAGGGAAACCUGGACGAGAUGGCUACCCGGGGCCUCUCGGCUUGGACGGUAAACCUGGUCCUCCUGGGCAAAAAGGAAGUCAGGGGCCAGCUGGACCAAAAGGAGAUAAGGGUGACCAAGGAGAGAUUGGGCCAAGGAUGGUCUUUCCUCGCUAUGAUCACAGCUUCAUCUCUGCCGACCAGCCCACUUUCCAGAGACGUAUGCUGAAGGGUGACCAAGGCCAGGCCGGUCCACCAGGUCCUCCAGGUCCACCCGGACCCCCUGGGCCAAGAGGUCCUCCUGGAAACACGGGGAAGGAUGGACCCCGGGGUCCCCCUGGAGAAAAAGGUGUCCCUGGGAACAAUGGACAUCAGGGACUGAGAGGUUUACCAGGUGAUCCGGGUGAAGAUGGUACACCAGGUUAUCCAGGCCCACAGGGACCUCCAGGGUCAAAGGGAGAACAUGGUGAACCAGGAGCCAAAGGUGACCGAGGCAUGGAUGGCCUCCCUGGCCUUAAAGGAGACAAAGGAGAAGUCGGAGAAACAGGACCUCAGGGAGAAAUGGGUCUUCCGGGUGAGAAAGGUGCAACAGGCUCAAGUGAUGUCAUCGCCUUCAACGACAAAAUACUAGAUGCUUUUCGGGCGAUCCACACCAUCAGUGUUUCGGGACCACCAGGUCCUGCUGGACCUCCAGGACCUCCGGGAAAGGACGGUGCAAAGGGAGAACUGGGCUUACCUGGACUAGCUGGAGUAGAUGGAGAGAAGGGAGCCAAGGGAGAUGCUGGAGAACCAGGAACCCCUGGAGACAGAGGAGAGAAGGGAGAGAUGGGACUCUCUGGUCCCGCUGGAAUGGAUGGACCGAAAGGUGAGAAAGGAGACAGCAGACUAGAAGACAACCUGGUUCAGAUGAUUUCUCAGCCAGGACCACCAGGACCUCCAGGACCAAGAGGACCUCCGGGAUUUAUGGGUCAUCCUGGUAUUCCUGGUCCAAAGGGUGAUCCAGGAGAGAGUAUUAAAGGAGAGAAGGGAGACAGCGGAGUUCCAGGAAUCCCAGGAGUUAAGGGCCCACAGGGACCCACAGGUCCAGCAGGGUUGGUCGGCCUUCCGGGAUCCAAGGGUGAAAAAGGAAAACAAGGAGAGCCUGGAUUAGACGGCUUUCCUGGGCUUACAGGGGAAAAAGGAGACACGGGGGCAAAAGGAGAAAAGGGCGAUCGUGGCUCUGUAGGCAAGAGAGGUCUGAAGGGGCAGAAAGGAGAGCAGGGGCCGCCCGGGUUAGACCAGCCCUGUCCUGUGGGUUCUGCCGGAUGUAAGGGCCAGGCAGGGGAAAGCGGGCAGGCUGACGCCGGAGCUCCCUGCCGGCUGGGUCCAGAUGGACUUCCAAUACCAGGCUGUUGGCACAAGGACGAAGGGACGAUGCAGAGAAUCAAGCGAAAGCGUCUGUCGCAGCCUUGACUACGCGGUCAGAGGAGUGAAAUAAUCAAUCCGUCAUACAGGAGCGUCUUCGUGAUGAACUGAAGCCUGGCGAAGUGCCCUUGCUCUGUAGGGCACAUGGGAAUGUAGUGGCUCUCAUGAUGGUCACUGUUGUCCAACGAGGAUGUUUUGACACUAGCUCUUCACUAGCUGAUGGAUGGAAAAGCUGAUUUUAGCUUGGUAACUGCAAGCUAAUAUUUGGGUGUCGAGAGUGUCUGAUAUGGAAAUGAUAUCGAAGAGCUAACUGAUAUCUAACUUUGAGUACCAUUUCUUGAUUUGCUCUCAUUAGUAGCAUAUGCUUUUUUUUUUUUUUUUUUAAAUUUGAUUUUAUUCAGCGUCUGCAAGAAAUGAACUGGUGUUUGGUCACUCAGAUGGUUCGUUAUUUUUGGUAGUUGUUUUGUAAUUAAGGAAGAUUAGCGUGUUACUGUAUUUUUUUAUUAUUAUUAUUAUUAUUAUGAUGAUGAUUAUUAUUAUAUGUACACUACUACUAGAUUGUAUUAUAUUUUGUUAACAUACUGUCAUAUUGAUUGAUCAUAUUGUUGGGAUUCUUCAUAUUACAACUGCGACCUGUGAUUUCAUUUAACAUCACAUUCAGUUUCUGUAUCUAUGUAUUAAUUUAUAGUAUAUUUUGAUAUAUUUGGUAUAUUACGGUAUAAAUGCUAGGGAUGCAUCGAUAUGUUUUUUUUUUUUUUUUUUUACACCGAGUUUUUUGGUACUCAUCGAUACGAAUAAUGAUACCGAAAUGAGUAACCUACUUUCUAUUAAGCAAACAAUGGUGUUACCUUAUUUUAUUUAGCUCUGUUUAGGUUUCCCUGGUUUAAAAUGCAGCCAUGAAACAUGUACAUGUGUGUAGGCUACUAGGCUCGUGAGUUUAUUUUAAAUGAAGUGCAUUAGCUAGCUAGGUGAGCUACUUUGGAUCAACUUUGGAAAAGCAGUUUUUAAUCAGUUGCGAUUAAAUCACCUUUUAUUGUUUUCAUUGCAUCGAAAUCGAUCAUUGUCAUUGACCGAUAGCGGCUGAUCGUAAAGAACAACAUACUGGGUAAGAGCUGUUAUUUUCUCACCUAGUGUCAUCUGUAGACAUUUCUUCUCACUGUUAAUCACUUUAAGAUGUUUUACUUCUUUGUUUUGUCAUCAUUAAUCGUCCAGAUCGCGGCCAUCUCAUGUCAUCGGUUCACUAGAGUGACAACGUACGCUGCCUUCAGGUCCUCCUCGUAAGAUUGUGUGUACGAAUACGGAGGUAGUGAUUAUGACAUAGUGUGUGUUUAAGUGGUUUUGUUCAGAAAAAAACAGCUAAAACAAAAAUUUACUUUGUUUUUAUUUAUAUUUUUUUGUAUCAUCAGUGACAAAGAAGUUUAUUUUGCCUUAGUGAAAGAAAAUACUGAACAGUUAACAUGCAUAAUUAUUACUUAAAUCUUAACAUCUGCUAUAGACGUCACAUUCAUAUUGGGGGCUUUUUGUUAUUGACACGCCCCCAAUUUGUGAAGUCGAGAUUCAUAGAACAGAGUUCCCGAGUGGUAAUUACGCCAUUGUUGUGCCGUUCAUGCGCGUUCACUUCGUAAUAACGAUAUUUGCGACAGCACUUGAAGGCAGCAGUACACUAGGCCUACGUCAUGUACUAUCACAUGGUAUCGUUUUUGGGUAUUUUUCCAAGUACGAGUAAACGAGUGUGAUAUCAGACCUGAUAAAGAGUCUAUACUUGUAUCAGUAUUGAUGCAUCCCGUGAACUGCAUUUUAAAAUAUGAUAACUUUGUCACAAGAAGACUAAAGUGAGGACCGUUUAGUUUUCAGUAAUGUAAAUUUAUAGAUGUUAUAGAUGUAGACUUUUAGCGUGACUUUUAGCGUGACUCACGCCCAUUAAUUUACAGAAACAUUUACAUUUGUUUAUUUGCUACACAAGUUAAGAAGAAUAUACUCCAAGCAGUUGCAUAGUUCACUUAAACGGACGAUUAUUAACUAAAAUUCUCACUUUUCACUUUGUAUGAAACAAAUUCUGCAUCUUUAUUUGGCUUUAAAACAGUGUUAGAAAGUCAUUUAGCUCUUCUUCCAAUUUACUGAUCUUCAUAUUGACAUUAAUAUAUAUUUAUACACACACACACACGUGUGUAUUGUAGAUCUUCUACACAUUUACUGCUAUAGAUAGGAAAGAGAUUUUACGCCAUUUCACACACAUUUCAUGGUUGGUGCCUUAAACGAAUGUAUACAAAGCCAUUUAAAUAGUUGUGAAUAAAUCACAAGCCAUUAUGAAGCAGUCUGUUCAAUCCCACUUACUGUGAAUUCUUGCGUGGUUUUUUUUUUCCCUCAGCUUUAAGAACUGAAUUUACUUUGUAAUGGUAUUACUUUGAAACAGUGUUGCUGCUGAACCAGUAUGUGUAUUUAACUUUUUUGGAUUUAUGAGAAGGGGAAGAUUCUCAGCAGCUGCAUGCCACCAGCGACAUGCCACCUUUAAGGUUUGUGUUUUAUAAAAUAAAUAUAAAGGUUGUUAAAAAAAAAAAGAAGAAGUAUGCAUAGCUUUGUGGACUGGACUUUAUAGAAUGAUGGUUUAGACAGAAGGUUUCAUACAGGAAUUAUUUCAACAUUUUGAAUUUUUUUCCCCCUAUAUAGUCUGUCAGUUUAAACUGUUUGUUUCUGUGUGCAAGUUCAGCAAAAUGGUGUUCACUUAUUGUACUCUUAAUACAGAGAUGUGGCCAUGAAGCACCAUGAAAAUGUUCAUAUAUUUCCAAAUAAACUAUUUUCACUUAA
This is a messenger RNA of Pangasianodon hypophthalmus (striped catfish), 4848 nucleotides long. It is a transcript of the gene col23a1a, whose product is annotated as collagen type XXIII alpha 1 chain a. The record is from RefSeq and is a predicted model, not a curated record. The transcript is spliced from 32 exons. Bases 289 to 2091 code for a protein of 600 amino acids. NCBI's taxonomy places the organism in Eukaryota, Metazoa, Chordata, Actinopteri, Siluriformes, Pangasiidae.